Molecule: messenger RNA, 3757 nt
Organism: Mercenaria mercenaria
Lineage: Eukaryota; Metazoa; Mollusca; Bivalvia; Venerida; Veneridae
Product: zinc finger and BTB domain-containing protein 24-like
Exons: 10
Coding region: 170-2293 (707 amino acids)
Biological process (GO): regulation of transcription by RNA polymerase II
Molecular function (GO): DNA-binding transcription factor activity; RNA polymerase II cis-regulatory region sequence-specific DNA binding
Source: RefSeq, a predicted model, not a curated record
ACAUCUUUGAUUUCUCAGAUUAAAACUGAAAUGCCGAAUAAAAAAACAACAACAUCUUUACUUUCGGUUUAUAUUGAACUGUAAUAAAAAUUUCACUCGCUUCCUGAUGUAGUUGUUGAUAGAACCAAAGAAAAAAUUAUUUAUGUGAAGAUCCAGGGAUUUUGUUACCAUGGAUACUGAAAGCUUGGAGACUAUCCAGCUGUCCCUGGAUGACAUGGAAGGCAACUCUAAUGAGACAAGACUUAUUACUGUGGGUGUGACGGCGGAACAAGAGGCUGCUAUGGAAGCAUUCUUUCAGAUCAAUAGCUGGCAGCUUAUUAAAGAGUCGAAGAGUGAAACUGUAUCAGAAGAUGGGAGCCAGGCAUUGACUGUACAUGUAACUUCAGAGCAGGAAGCGGCUUUACAUGCAUUCUUCCAGAUCAAUAGCUGGAACGUAUCUUGCAUAAAACAUGAAGCAGAAUCGGUUACUGAUGGAACAGUUGCUGUUACUGAAGGGGCAAUGGCAGUAGCUGAAGGAACAGUAGAAAGUAUUGGGGAACAGUCCAUAGACCAACAAGACGAGGUACAAGGAAGUGUUCAAACCUUACAGUCUAUAGAAAAUCAAGAGGUUGAAAAUGAAACCACGGUUGAGGAGGUACCUGGUCUACAAAUGAUAAAAGUCACAACUACUGACACCGACGGAAGACCACAGGUGAUCACAGUGUUUGCGGAGGGAGGCGGUUCAAGAGAAAUACCCGCCUCACUGCUCACAGAUCUGGGCGCUGCCAGUGACGGUAGUCGGGAUAUGCCACAAGUGAUUAUACAGGAGAUAACAUUACCAGAGGGAAUGACACUCGAUCAAGGUCUUGUGAUAGCCAACCCUGGAAUGAAUGUUGUUAAAAGAAUCACUCCACGAGGAAGCGUUCGACCUGGAGACAAAGUUCACAAGUGUCAUGUUUGUGGAAAGAUGUUUAAGCAACUGCAAAGUUUCAAUGGACACUACCAAUCACAUUUUGGUGCUAAACCUUUUAAAUGUGACAUCUGCAACAAAGGUUUCACAUUGAAGGCAGCCCUAAUUUCACAUCAUUCAAUACAUACUGGAGCUAAACCGUACAUUUGUACACUGUGUAAUAAAAGUUUCAGGCGAAAAGAUGACAUGAUGUGUCAUUUACGUACUCAUACAGGAGAAAAGCCCUAUGAAUGUGAUAUCUGUGGGAAGAAAUUCAAAUACCGUAACCAGAUUCCUAAACAUCGUCGUGCUCACACCGGCGAAAAACCUUAUGAGUGUACCCAGUGUGAAAAGAGAUUCACGUCCAACAUCCACCUGUCUCGACAUAUACGUACACAUACUGGGGAAAGACCGUACAAAUGUGGAUAUUGUGAGAAAGCAUUUACACAGUAUGGGCAUUUACAGGCCCACACACGUAUCCACACUGAUGAGAGACCAUUUCCCUGUGAAGUGUGUGGACGUAGAUUUAGAGAGAAGAAGGUCAUGAAGCGCCAUGAGCUUUUACACACAACAGAGCGAAAGUUUAAAUGUGAUGUAUGUGGUCGAGGAUUCUUACGUCAGAGUAACCUUGACCUCCAUGCUGUCAUGCAUCAGAAAGGUCCAAAAGAAGGUGGAUUGAGAAGAGGGAGGCCAAAGCCCAAAAAGAAACAGGCAGAUGCUGAGAUGAGAGAAUUUGUUGCAAAUGUCUUAUCUUCAGUUAAAAAGGUGGACUCUGGAAUGCAAACAGAAUCGUAUGUGAAUGGUGUGCCUGAAAGUUCUGACAAUGGAUCAGGGGCAGAUAACUUAUCUGCCUUUGUUAACUUUGCUGUAGAGCAAGAUAAUAAAAAUGGAAGAGUCGAGAAUUUGGCAGAUUUGCAGAAUGUAACGGGAGGAGAGCAGCAAUAUACACUGGUUAUGCAAGAUGACGGUAGCGGUGGUUAUCUCAUCUCGAAUUACGACGGUAGCGCCAUUCCGGAGGAAAUCGUUAACACUCUGCCGUCACAGCAUAUCGAAGUCUCCACUGGGUCUAACAGUGCAACAGAUGUUAAGGAAGAGACAGUUGUUAAGGAGGAAAAUUUUGAUGAGUCGACAUCUGAAAUGGUUGUGAAGUCUUUGGAAAAAGUAGUUUAUGCAAAUAAUAUUAAUGGAAAUACAAACAUAAAUGAAGAGGUUGUAGCAUUUGAGCAUGGUUUUCCUGAAGGGAACUUGUUAGUCCAAGAAGUAGAUAAAAUGUCACACGGACAACCUGUCCCUAGCGGAGAUUAUAUACAGGUGGUGUUAGAAGAGCCAAACCAACAAAACGUGGUAGUAAACCAGGAAGGCUAAAUGUGUUGCAUGUUUUUUUGUGUGUGUGUAUUUGUUGAUAAUUGCAUGAAGAGAGGCAGAAAUUGUUAAUGCAUGUAUGGAAUGUUUUGUUUUUGAUUUGAAAUCUUUAAAUCAAACCUGGGUUAAUUAACACUGCCACUUUAUUUAUCAUAGAUUGGGUAAUAUUCACAGAGGUCUUAUUUUUAUAUUGUUGUUUGCAGAGAGCUAUUCACUCUUAUAUUCUCUAAAGUUUUAUUGAUAACACAGUUGAAAUUCUUAUCAAUACAAAUGAGUCAGAACUUUGUGAUGUCUUGAAGAAAAAGUGACACUAAAGUUACCAAAUAUACAUCUCUGAAUAUAUAUAAGAAUUGAAAAUGUACAUAAGUAAUGGAAACCAAAGGAAGUAUUAACAUAAUAUUUUUAGAUUUCUUUCUCUUAUUCAGUUGUUAGUAAUGUUGUAGUAGGGCAAUAACAGAUUGCAAAGGAGAUACCAGUACAUGUCAAUUACUGGACAGGGUAUUUAGAGUUUGAAUGAAUGUAUUCUGUAGCAACACUUUAGUCAUUAAAAAAAACAAUCGUGUUAAUAACACAAAAAUAUUAUGAUUUUUUAAAGACCUCGAAGGUUGAUUAUAGACAUUUGAAAAAAAAUCUGGAAUAGUUUUUCAUUUUGGUAUCUUUUUAAGAUUGUGGCCAUUAUGACCAUCAUAUUUUUAUGGCUGUGACUAAAUACAGAGUUGGUGCGCCCGUGAUAUAUUACAGACUCCGGUAUAUACCGGAUUAACUAAAUUUGAACAAAAACACCUUAAAUAUAUAUAUUUUGUAACCAUGGUGAUUCUAACCCUAACCUUUAGUCAGUAUAUUAUGCACAUUAUACACUAAAUGCGUGCGUACAUGCAAAAAAAUGAGUAUUUUUGCCGUGCAUUCCAUUUGAUGAUAAUUCCGCGCAUGCGCAGAACGGCUACACAAACUCUGCAAUGAAAAACAUUCUAUUUUUAUUAUAUUGAUAUUUUUGAUGUCGCAUUCUUUUUAAGUCUCUCAGUGAUUUUCUUAGUUAACAUAACAGUAACAGAAUAAUAGCUCUUUUUUUCUUAAAUUUAGAAAAUUUAUAUUUAAUUUUAUCAUAUGGAAAAUACAUUUGAAGGUCAUAAAAAUAAAGGUGGGUGACUGAAUGGUUAAGGUUGUUGGUACUACUUACAGCAACCGCAGCUAAAUUUAUGCUCUUAACAGUAAUCGGUCUCGGGGGCACUGUUCCUAAUUGCUGUCAUAUUAGGAGGUGGCACCGACCCCAAUGGGGCUGGGAGACACCGGUGUUAAGUAGCUGACGCCUUAACCACUAGACCACAGCUUCCCUUGAAAUUAAUUGAGAACUAGGAUUAAAUUAUUUAUAUUCGUAGUGUCUGAUACUGAAAUGUUAAGACAUUUUGCUCAACUUGUUAUCUAUCACUAUAAUUGCUUGUUCUUUAUAAAUAAAAUAUUCACCAGAUA